AUGCCGUACCAAGUGCUGCCCGGCCUCGUGGUCAUCUCCGUCGCCUUCUCGCUCAUGGGCGUGGGCUUCGGCGCCGUCAACAAGUGGCAGGCCCGCAACAACAUGCAGAGCAAGCUGGAGCUGCUGACGGACUGGGACCGUAUGAUGGACGAGCGUGACCGGAAACUGGCGGCGAGGGCGGCGGCGUUU
This is a messenger RNA of Phytophthora sojae, 189 nucleotides long. RefSeq lists its product as hypothetical. NCBI's taxonomy places the organism in Eukaryota, Oomycota, Peronosporomycetes, Peronosporales, Peronosporaceae. The annotation marks the transcript as partial. The record is from RefSeq and is a predicted model, not a curated record. The transcript is spliced from 2 exons.